AUGUCGACACCGCGCGUUGAGGACCCGACGCCAGCUCCGGCGGCGCCUGUGCAGCCCCAGAGCCACGGUAACCCGGAACCAGUCGCCACAUCGGCCCCCGCUGUGUCUGCGGAGUCCUUCGCGCCCUCCGCCGCCUUAAACGGAGCUCUGGAGGCGACGCAACAAACAGUCUUGCCGACCGCCCAGCCAGAGGCGUCCGCUGCGCCGUCCGAGGCCGCCGAAGCCUCUACGGAACCAGUGAAGAAGGGCAAAGGCGUCGGCAAACGACUCACCGACCGACAGCGCGUGGAGAUCCUAGAGCUCAUUGACAAGUCGGGCGGCAGCCUGUCGAACGCCGAGAUCGCGAGACGCUACGGCAUCACGCGCGCCGCGAUCCAGAAGCUCAAACUCAAGGGCGCCGAGGUGCGAGCGCGGUACCGCUACGGCAGCGCCGAAACCAGAGAUGGCCGCAAACGCGGAGGCCACGUGAUGAGUGUGCCGUUCGAGCGCGAGUUGUUCGAGUGGGUCCGCGGACUCAAGGCGCGGAAAGUGCCCGUCCCGCCGUCGCUUGUCAAGGAGAAGGCCAAGUUGCUCGUGCCCAAGUACGGGCUCGGCAACUUCCAGGCGUCCAACGGAUGGUACUACAACUUCUGCCGGCGAUUUAACUUGACCACGGGCGGGUUGGUGGAGGAGAGAGACGCUCUACCGGAGGGCGAUGAUCGAAAUCAAUCCAAGAGUGAUCGCAUGCUGGCUUUGUUGGAGCAGCAGAACGCCCUGCUCGAGCGCCAGAACAGCAUGAUCGAAGAGCAGGCGGAGACUAUCAAGAAGCUGUUCGUGGUGGUUACCAAGGGGGGAACAGCACUCUAG
This is a messenger RNA of Phytophthora sojae, 846 nucleotides long. RefSeq lists its product as hypothetical. NCBI's taxonomy places the organism in Eukaryota, Oomycota, Peronosporomycetes, Peronosporales, Peronosporaceae. Gene Ontology annotation, molecular function: DNA binding. Bases 1 to 846 code for a protein of 281 amino acids. The record is from RefSeq and is a predicted model, not a curated record. Gene Ontology annotation, cellular component: nucleus. The transcript has 2 exons.